GUAGUCCGUGAGUCCCUUCCCCCUCCGCCUGGCUGCUGAUGAGAUGAGUGGAAGAUGUCGGUGUCGGGGCUGAAGGCCGAAUUAAAGUUCCUGGAGUCAAUUUUUGACCCAAACCAUGAGCGAUUCAGAAUAAUCGACUGGAAGCCAGAUGAACUGAGCUGCCAGUUCAAUGUGACGGGAGAAAAGCUGCUGAUUAUUCACUGCAACAUCACGGAGUCUUACCCUUCAACCCCACCAAUAUGGUUCGUUGAUUCAGAUGACCCAAGUCUGACUGAAGUCCUUGAACGACUGGAAGAUGUCAGAAAAGGCAAUACUUUGCUCCUACAGCAGCUGAAAAGGCUGAUCUGUGAUUUAUGCCGACUCUAUAACCUGCCCCAGCAUCCUGAUGUGGAGAUGCUGGAUCAGCCACUUCCUGCUGGACCCAUCGGUCAAGACAAGAAGCAUGGAACAACAGAUGAAGUGACAUCAGAAGAAGAGGAGGAAGAGGAAAUGGCAGAGCAGGAUAUUGAAGAUCUAGACCACUAUGACAUGAAAGAGGAGGAACCGGUCGAUGGGAAAAAGUCAGAGGACGAUGGCAUCGAGAAAGAGAAUCUGGCCAUUCUGGAGAAAAUCCGAAAAAACCAGAGGCAGGACCACUUGAACGUAAGUGUGCAUUCGGGUGCGGUGUCCGGUUCAGUUCAGGCCUCUGACCGCCUCAUGAAGGAACUCAGGGAGAUCUAUAGAUCACAGAGUUAUAAGACAGGUAUCUAUUCAGUGGAGUUAGUCAAUGAUAGCCUGUAUGAGUGGCAUGUCAAGUUAAGGACGGUUGACCCAGACAGUCCGUUACACAGCGACUUGCAGGUUUUGAAGGAAAAAGAAGGCAUGGACUACAUUCUGCUCAAUUUCUCUUAUAAAGAUAACUUUCCUUUUGAUCCUCCCUUUGUACGGGUUGUGUCUCCUGUCCUGUCUGGAGGCUAUGUUCUUGGAGGAGGAGCCUUGUGUAUGGAGCUACUUACAAAACAGGGCUGGAGCAGUGCCUACUCAAUAGAGUCAGUCAUCAUGCAAAUCAAUGCCACCUUAGUCAAAGGGAAAGCCCGAGUGCAGUUCGGAGCAAAUAAGAAUCAAUACAACCUUGCCAGAGCACAACAGUCAUAUAAAUCAUUGGUUCAGAUUCAUGAAAAGAAUGGCUGGUACACACCUCCUAAAGAAGAUGGCUAGGAAAAGCAUUGAUCCGCUUGCACACAGCAAACAUGGGAUAUCUGGUCAAACCUUUGCUUUAUUUUACUAAUGUUUUCACAUCUUCAGCUUGAGUAUGAUGCCCCCUCGUGUAAGUGGAAGCCAUUGGGGAAACGUUUGCCCUCUCGCUGUCUGGAAUGCUCAGAAAUUUGCAUCGUCCUUUAUCUUCUGCAAGGCUGGACUUUUUGACCAGAUCCCAUGAUGUCUGGAUUUCUGUCUGUUUCUCAUGCUCUUUCUUUCUCUCUCUCUCUCUCUCU
Carassius carassius (crucian carp) is the source of this 1472-nucleotide messenger RNA. It is a transcript of the gene ube2q2, whose product is annotated as ubiquitin-conjugating enzyme E2Q family member 2. Bases 55 to 1197 code for a protein of 380 amino acids. Lineage: Eukaryota; Metazoa; Chordata; Actinopteri; Cypriniformes; Cyprinidae. The transcript has 13 exons. The record is from RefSeq and is a predicted model, not a curated record.